CAACAACACAACACAAAAGGUUCCAGACUACAAUGGAAAUAAUCAUGGUGUCCAGAUACCAGCUUUGCUAAGACCAUGAGCAGCAUGAACAGUCCGAGUACCCUCAGCUUCACCACGACGACCGGUACAUCCUCCAGCAGACCUAGCAGUCGCCGCGGGUCGGUGUCUACAGCAGACGACACGUCCGAGUGUAUGGAGCCAUACUUCCAGCUCAGCCCGGCCCCCGCCACUACCUCGCAACCCUACAACUUCUCCCGCAGUCCCUCGCAAUCUGUCAAGCGCAAGCCUCGCAAGAAGUGUAAGGACCUGAGCCACUUCAACUCCGUGCCUCCUAUCGGUCACAUGUCCAGGUCCAACUCCAACAGCUUCUCUCCCUCUCUAUCGCUCAUCUCUCCUACCGACUCGGGUCCCAAGAGUCCCAGGAGUUACCACGCUCCCAAGUCACCUCAGGAACACUCCCCCAGGAUAGCCAAUCGUUCCCCGUCGGAGCCCAAGUCACCAAGAAAGUCUCCCUUGACGCCGACGUCGAACCACUUCAAUUUCCCUCCGAGCCCGUCAUAUUCUACAAAGAGUCCUGGCACGUCGAAGAGAAAGUUCUCGUUCAGCGGUCCUCCCAAAAGCCCGAAGAGUCCUAGCACGCAGGAGUCCGCGGUUGACGGGGAGACAGUGGCCACUUCUCUCUCGAGGCCAAGUUCUCCGCGAGGCCUUGCCUACCUGGCCUCUCGUCGAGGAAGUAGAGAAUCCAACAUAUCCAACGUAUCCAACGAGGAGUUGGCACCUCUUAACUUCACCAACACAGCUCGUGGCAGACAACGUCGGACCUCCAACUUCCUCGAACUUCCAGUCCCUGACCACAUAAGGCCGAGAGUCUGCAGUCUACCGGAGAAGCCGUACAACCCUCGGUCGGGUGAUGAGCUCUACCGCCUCCGGACCUUCAGUAUCACCAACAAGGGGGUGGUCAACUACGGGGACAGCAUCAUCAAUAGACGGUCCAGGUCUAACACUAGCGUCAACUCCACCGCCAGCAGGCACAGCAACCACAGUGGUAUCAGCAACAACAGUCCCUGGGAAGGUAGUUGUUGUGGUAGCAGCUACAACAACGUGAGCACAGAGACAAGUGGAGAAGAGGUUGCCAAGUACAGGGUCGUGUUGUUGGGGGACUCCGGUGUGGGGAAGACUGCCCUUGUCUCUCAGUUCAUGACCUCAGAAUACAUGAACACUUAUGACGCCUCUUUAGACGACGAGUUUGGGGAGAAAACAGUAUCCGUUUUGUUGGAUGGGGAAGAAUCUGAAAUGGUCUUCAUUGAUCAUCCAAGUGUCGAAAUGUCGGUGGAAAACUCUCUGUCAACGUAUGAGCCACACGCUUGCGUUGUUGUCUACUCCAUCGUGAACCGAGCCUCCUUCAAAGUUUCCGAGGAUAUCCUCAACUACUUGUGGAGGGAAAGUUAUACCAAAGACAAGAGUGUCAUCGUAGUGGGCAACAAAGCUGACCUGGCGAGGUCAAGGGUCAUAACUGCCAACGAGGGCAAAGCUCUAGCGGCAUCACGAGACUGCAAAUUCAUAGAGACCUCGAGUGGUAUCCAGCACAAUGUGGACGAGCUGCUGGUCGGCGUCCUGAAGCAGAUCCGACUGAGGGAGACUAGGGAAAAGAAGCGCGCAAAACGUGGCGUCAAGCAACUCCAUGGCUCAAAGACGUCACUGUCGCUCAAUAUUGCUCGCGAGAUCCUCCACAAGAUGUGUCUCACUGACAACAAGUCCAAGUCCUGUGAGAACCUACAUGUUUUGUGAGCAGAGGACAGUCCGAGAAAGCCUCGUAGAGUUUAUCGCAUCGACCGUCAGCGUCAGACAGUCGCUCGGACCAACAACUACAUUCUAAAACCACUCAACUCUUCCUUCCAAUGCUUCUACUUCUUCUGUGAGGCAAGUGGUGCAGUGGCUGAGACUCAAGUUUAGGUUCUUUGAAAGAUAAACACAAAGUUCUAGAGCACUCAGCGCCAAUCAGCUCAAAGUAAGAACAAAUACUCUGAUCGGAGUAAGCAGAGGAUAGGGUAUGUUGGAAUCAUA
Macrosteles quadrilineatus (aster leafhopper) is the source of this 2064-nucleotide messenger RNA. Its product is annotated as probable serine/threonine-protein kinase nek3. The record is from RefSeq and is a predicted model, not a curated record. Gene Ontology annotation, molecular function: calcium channel regulator activity; GTPase activity; GTP binding. Gene Ontology annotation, cellular component: plasma membrane. The transcript is spliced from 10 exons. Bases 76 to 1788 code for a protein of 570 amino acids. Lineage: Eukaryota; Metazoa; Arthropoda; Insecta; Hemiptera; Cicadellidae.